CCAUCACUCACAUUCAAACCAAACAUUUAAUAUAAGCCUCUUUCCAUUUUUGAACGGUCAUUCAUCAAAUCCACGAGAACUCUGCUUCAAAUUACGCUUCUGCGUCAGAUCCGAUUCGCAGGUGGUUGUGUACUAUAAGAAGCUAAGAACUGAAUUGAAGCAUUGCAUUUCUCUGAUUAUUGCUCUUGCAGAGAAAGAUGCCACAGGAGAGUUUAUCAAACUCGUUUUUUGUAUCUCCUCACAAGAGAGGGUUGAGUUUGAAAGGUUCGGUUUGUAACAACAAUGAGGCUUCCUUCACUGUGACUGAGGAUAGCAUCAACGAUCAUGAAUUGGCUCAGAGGAAAGCAGAGGAAGCAGCUUCAAGGAGAUACGAAGCAGCAGAAUGGCUUCGGCAAAUGGACAAUGGCGCGUCUUCAUCGCUCGCGAAAGAACCCUCCGAGGAGGAAUUCUGUCUCGCACUUCGCAACGGUCUCAUUCUCUGCAACGUCCUCAACAGAGUCAACCCCGGCGCUGUCGUCAAGGUUGUCGACAACGACAACCUCGCCGUUCAGUCUGCAGAGGGACCCGCUCAGUCCGCAAUUCAGUACUUUGAGAACAUGCGGAACUUUCUUGAGGCCGUCAAAGACAUGAAGCUUUUGACCUUCGAAGCUUCCGAUUUGGAAAAGGGGGGUUCGUCGAGCAAAGUUGUGGACUGCAUUCUCUGUUUGAAAGGGUAUUAUGAAUGGAAGCUGUCAGGUGGAGUUGGGGUGUGGAGGUAUGGUGGAACUGUCAGGAUUACUUCCUUCCCCAAAUGGUCUCCUUCCUCCAUAAUGGGUAAUGAGAAUGCUGAUGAGUAUGAGUCAUCACAGUAUGAACAACUGCUUCAGCUUCUUCGUGCAUCUGGCGAGGUUUCAACUGAGGAAACCACAACUGCUAAUGCUUUGACUUCGCUUUUUGAUCACUUUGGACUCAAACUUCUCCUGGCUUACCUCAGAGAGGCUGAUGGGGUUGAAGAUCUGCCGCUGAAUUCAAUGGUAAUUGAUACUUUUCUCAGGAAGGUUGUCAAGGAUUUUUCUGCAUUGCUUGAUUCUCAAGGCACUCAGCUUGGACUUUUCCUCAAGAAAAUAUUGAAAGGCGAUACUGGUUGCCUCUCUAAGAGAGAAUUCAUAAAAGCUAUCACAUCAUAUCUUAAUCAAAGACGUAGUUUGGCAUCAAACGAAUCCUCUAAACUAUGCACUUGUGGUGGAAAACGUGAUAGUAAUCAGCAAAAUGUCAAUUAUUCUGCCAGGCAUGCUGAGAUAAUUGAUGGCCUGCAAAAACAACUUGAGCGAUUGAAGUAUUUCUAUGAAGAGAUAAAAUUGGAGGUCAAACAAAUUCAAUCUAAGUGGGACCAAGAAUUGAGCAGGCUGGAGAAUCAUAUAAAGAGCCUUGAAGAUGCCUCCUCUUCCUACCACAAAGUCCUGGAAGAGAAUCGCUUUCUUUACAAUCAAGUCCAAGACCUCAAAGGAGCCAUUAGGGUCUACUGUAGAGUGAGGGCCUUCCUAUCAGGACAAUCAAAUGAACAAUCUACAGUAGAUUAUAUUGGAGAAAAUGGAAACAUAAUGAUUAUGAAUCCCCUUAAGCAAGGAAAAGAUGCUAGAAGGGUGUUUUCAUUCAAUAAAGUGUUUGGAACAAGUGCCACCCAAGAACAAAUAUAUGCCGACACUCAACCAAUGGUUAGGUCUGUCUUAGAUGGCUAUAAUGUAUGCAUCUUUGCAUAUGGGCAGACUGGGUCAGGAAAAACGUACACAAUGAGUGGCCCUGAUCUGAUGACUGAAGAGACGUGGGGUGUAAACUAUAGGGCUUUGCGCGACUUAUUUCAUAUUUCAAAGGAAAGAGCAGAUGCCAUAAAAUAUGAAGUUGGCGUCCAGAUGAUUGAAAUAUAUAAUGAACAAGUGAGAGAUUUAUUAGUCAGCGAUGGCUCUAACAGAAGAUUAGAUAUACGAAACAAUUCUCAAUUGAAUGGUCUUAACGUGCCUGAUGCAUCUUUAGUUCCGGUUAAUUGCACUCAAGAUGUUCUUGAUUUAAUGAGAAUUGGUCAGAAGAAUCGUGCUGUUGGUGCUACAGCUCUUAAUGAGCGAAGCAGCCGUUCUCAUAGUGUGUUGACAGUUCAUGUUAGAGGGAGGGACUUAGAGUCUAACUCCAUUCUUAAAGGCUGUCUCCAUCUUGUGGAUUUGGCUGGAAGUGAGAGAGUGGACAAAUCUGAGGCGGUUGGUGAGAGACUAAAGGAGGCCCAGCAUAUAAAUAAAUCUCUUUCUGCACUUGGGGAUGUUAUCUCUGCUUUGGCACAGAAGAGUCCACAUAUUCCUUAUAGAAAUAGCAAGCUCACACAAGUUCUACAAGAUUCAUUAGGUGGCCAUGCAAAAACCUUGAUGUUUGUUCAUAUAAAUCCUGAACUCAAUGCUCUUGGAGAGACAAUUAGCACACUUAAGUUUGCGGAGAGGGUUGCAACCAUUGAACUUGGGGCUGCCCAAACCAAUAAAGAAACUGGUGAAAUCCGGGACCUAAAGGAAGAGAUAUCAAAUAUCAAAUUGGCAUUAGAGAGGAAGGAAACUGAACUACAACAAUGGAAAGCUGGGAAUGCACGAAAUGCCAUAGAAUCUCAGAAAGCACCAAGAGCUGUUUCACCUUUUCGUUUGCCCAAAAAUGUUACCAGUGACAGCAUGAAGCCUGAAAAUUGUCAAAGACCCAUGGAUGACAGAAGCUCUGAGGCUAAAACUUGUUCUUCGGGUAAGCAAAGAAGGUCAAGAUUUCCCUCAACAUUUAUAGAGAAGGACUCCAUGCCAAAAAUGUCUCUUGUAGCUGAAGAAAAAAUAGUGAGCUCAGGGAAAGGUAGAUCACCAUCACCUCCAGUCAAGAGGAGAUCAAUAUCCACUGAUAGAGGGUCUGUCAUUAAAAGCAAGGUCAAAAGCGACACAACAGACAGCCAACCAAUAUUAAAGCAUCUAUUUCCAACUAGAGUACUAGUAAAUAAAUCUCUAGUCACAAUGCCAAUGGUCUCAUCCACAGACAAUAACUCAAGGGUGAAUCUGCAUUCACAUGAGCAAGUGAAACAGAACACUUCUGAAACUCUCUGCAACCUCCAGAAGGUAAACUCCAGGAAAGCCCAUCAAGAACAUGAAGAGGAACAAUUCAAACAAGUUGCAGUAAGACAAGGUGGUACUAGGAAAAACAAGGCUGACAGUAAGGCCAAGGUUAAGCAUCAUCAACAAUUGCCCUUCAGGAUUCAAAAGCCUGAUAUGAUACCUAUUUGUGACAUGGAUAUUGGCCGUGAAAUGACCAUGGAGGCACCUCGAAAGAACGAUUUCUUUGAGCCAGAAAAUGAUGUAAGCUUCAUGGAGUCUGCAGUCAAUGGUGUUGUAAAUGUUAAAAAGAUACAUCAGAACAUAUCUAGGAAUUCUCAGAACAUUGGAUCAAGAGGAAUAGUGCAAGCAGCUGAGCCUUUAUUGUCCAGCAAAGUUGAAAACAGAAUUUUACAUGGUUCAGGUCGCAAUCUUAAGGAAGGCAUCAAUACUACUUUGCCUGAAUCUAGAAGGAGCCGAUCUACGCCACGUGGAAAGUUUUUUGUUUUAUCUUGAGGAUUCCAGGUUAAAAUUUGUUAAUUUUUUUAUAUUAUUUAUUUUUGUACAGUGACAACUGUUGAUGUGCAUGUUGGAGUACCGACUCACAUAAUUUUAUUGACUAAGAGGUCUUGAGGUCAGUUUGUGCGACCUUUCCUCUGUUUUCGUGUUCUGAUUAUGCAGAUCCUUUGUAAUUUAAAUUUUCGGAUGUUAAUAAUUUUCUUGAAGCUUUGGUUUUUAA
Cajanus cajan (pigeon pea) is the source of this 3819-nucleotide messenger RNA. RefSeq names its product kinesin-like protein KIN-14F. Gene Ontology annotation, biological process: microtubule-based movement. Gene Ontology annotation, molecular function: microtubule motor activity; ATP binding; microtubule binding. The record is from RefSeq and is a predicted model, not a curated record. NCBI's taxonomy places the organism in Eukaryota, Viridiplantae, Streptophyta, Magnoliopsida, Fabales, Fabaceae. Gene Ontology annotation, cellular component: microtubule cytoskeleton.